Lymnaea stagnalis (great pond snail) is the source of this 6152-nucleotide messenger RNA. The record is from the annotation of a GenBank genome assembly. Lineage: Eukaryota; Metazoa; Mollusca; Gastropoda; Lymnaeidae.
CGGGAAGACAAAGUCAACAUAGACAUAGAACGACCCCGACGCGUUGGUCGUAUCUCACGCAACUGCUUUUAAGGGUUGCAUGUGAGUUCGUCUGAAUUGAAGAGAUCUGUAUUCAGUUGUUGAACUAAGAUAACCGCUGGUGGCUGACGCAGGACCUUGACUACAUUGCUUUGACUGCUAUUAUUUUUAGAGGCUUGGCAGAAGGUAAAGGCGGUACCGGGAGAGGCAGCUAACAGAUUUCGAAUUGCAGAAGUAUGUUGAUGGUGUUUCGGUUCAUUUCAAACUAUAUUAGGCAGUCAGUUAAUAAUCGAUAAAGUUCUGUUCAUAAAGUGCCGUUCAUCGUGGUUUCAACUUAUUCGCAGCAAUAUGUCUGAAGCCAUACACUUUCCUGACUACGAAAUUUCAGAAUUCUCUGGAUAUGCUCAGGAGCUUCCAGUAAGUAGCUCAAUAACUUACUUUUUUUCAUAGCUAUAUACUAUAGUUUUAUCGCAUUUUAUCUAAAAAAAAAAAAUUAGUUUAAUAUUUUUUACUUUAUCAGAAAAAUAGUCCCCCACCCCUUUUCAUUUUUAAUGUAAAAUACCAUUAAAUACUAAACUCGUUUGUAAUUAAAGAUAACUAAUGACUAAAUUAAUCUAAGCAAGAGUGAAUUCUCAUGCCGCCUUACGACCCCUACGUAUUUGAGAUUUAUGAUUACGUCUAAAUCAAUAUUAUAUAGGCCUAUAUUAAUAGACAAAUAAUUCAUGUUUUAAAACAAGUUUUAUUCUUUACGUUCUUUCCCUUUUUAUUUUCCGUAAUAAAAAUAAUUUAAUGUUCAUCAAGCAUUCUUCAACAUUUAUUUUUUUUUAAAAUCAAUUAUAAAAAAUGAACUUUUCCGUACAAAUUUCGCGUGUACCACGGCAAAUUAUAAAAUGCACCUUGACUAUAAUUUCUCUCGACAUCACGUUUUUCGUUUUCUCUAUAUCUUUUCUAAAAAUAAAAUAUAGGCCCAAUAAAUUAGUAUUCUCCCCCCCCCCCCCCCCUGUUCAGUCCAACACAACGAACAGAAUGAUAACGAUCGCAAAUGUAGGCCUCGGAUUUAGUUCUAUGCUCAUUCCCCAAACUAUUUCAGUGCAUUGCUUUUUAAUAGAAAUAGAAUUUUAAAAAACAACAACAACCGGAAACAGAUUUUUUCACGAAUUUUCCAAACACUUAAAUUCCAUAUACUUUUUAAAAAACAAACUACGAAAUAUUUAAUGCGAUGAAGUAAAAUAAGUUAAACUUGUUGAUGUUGAAAAAAAUAGCAUUCAAACUUCGACGUUGAGUUUUCAUUAGGGUCAACCUUGUGUCACUCUCAACAAUUGAUAUAAUGCUAUUGUUUUUGUUUUCAAAUAAUUUUUUAAAAAAUCCUUGAUAAUCGUCUGUCAUUGAGACAUGUUACAUGUAGAAGCAAAAUGUAGAUAAUCUUCUCUCAAUGAGAUAAUAUGUUACUCAUGUUACACGUAGAAGCAAAAUUUAGGAAUAAGAUAUUAUAUUACAGAUUUUAAAAAAAAUAAUCUUAUCAUUCACUUUACAGCCGGGAUUAGUGGCGGGACGAAUGGAAAGGGGGGGGGGGCUUAUGUACCCGGGCGCCAGACUAGUUGGGGUACCAUAAUGGGCUUAGCUGGUCUUUUAUUGAUGAAAAUAAUGUGUUUCAGCAUUGACAAGGGGUGGGGGCGUAAAAAUGUAUCUUGUUCUCGGGCCCCAAACACCCUAGAAACAAAUUUGGCCGGGACCCCACAGAAAACUCUUCAUUUGGGUGCUUUAUGUGUACUGUACAAGACAUCCAUAACUUACGCGUCAACUCAAGUCAUCAGUUAUAUGGUACCGAGCUGUUCAUAAUCAUUGAUGAGGGCUUAACCCCAUUAUCCGACUUUUUUAAAUCUACCGGUUUUCAUUUGAGGGCAGGGCACUUGGUUAAAUAUUUGUGUAUUAAUGUAUAUUUGUUCCUAGCCCCCGAUGAUGUCGGUUAUAUUCGAUGGCCUUCAUUAUUUCAAAAGCACGUGACAUAGUUCGGCUUUAGCCCUAUAUUAAGUCAGGGUCAUCUAGAUCAGUGGCUCUCAACCUUCCUAAUGUCACAACCCUUUAAAAUAGUUUUUAAAGUUGUGGUGACCCCCAUACAUACAAUUAUGUUCGUUGCUACUUCAUAAAUAUGUGUUUUCCUAUGGUCUUAGACUACCCCUGUGAAAGGGUCGUUCGACCCCCAAAGGGGUCGCGACCCACAGGUUGAGAACUGCUGAUCUAGGGUGUGUUAGGAUCAUCUAAAGUGUCAGCUCCAUAUCAAAUCUUAUAGUCGGCAUGUAAUUUGCAUAUUUGACAAAGGUUGGAAAUCAUAUUAUUUCGAUCCAAACAAUUUAUUUCCAUCCUAUAUUUUGCUGCAGUUAAAAUGUCCCGUUAAAUUCUAAAGCUUUCAAGAGUGAGCAGUCUUUCAUGUCAGGAAUGUCGUCCACAACAUACAUGCUAUGGAUCUAUAUUCCAUUAAAAUACAUUUAUAUCUUAUUUCAACAGGAUUCACUGCCUGAGUAUUACAGACCAUGGCACGAGUUGGCCAACAAAACUGCAAAUCUUAUUGCUUCACAGACGGUGAAGACUGAGACAGAGAAGGUCAGUAUCACGAUGGACAUUUCCCUUAAUUUGUCUUACAAUCAGUGGCCACCUGCACACAGAAGUUGUAACCGCCAUCCAUCAAAUAUUUCACUACAUAUGCUUCGACCCACGAGUAAUUCAUAGUAUUUGUUUCGGUCACUGGACGUGUUUUUUUUUUUUUUAAAGUAUGGACGGUCUAGUUGCCUAAAUAGAUCUCUUUUCUAUUUAAACGAAGUUAUUAUUGUUGACUUGACAAAAUAUGUAGAUGUGUGUAUUCUUCUUCUCACAUUGUGUUCUGAUGGAAAGCGUGAAGAUGGAGUCCCUAUAUUUCUAGGCAAGAUAUCGACAAAGCCAAUAAUGCGACAUAUGUUUUGAAUGUCUUCACUUCCCAGCUUCCUCUGUUAGAUAGCAGCAAGCUGCAAGACUUCAAAGACCUUCGACUGGCUCACCUACAGCUCUGUAUCAUAACGUCAGGCUACGCUUGGGAGAGUGGACCACAUAACGUUGUGCAGGUAAAGUUACUGUGUUUACUAUGGUAACUCAUACUUGCCAGAUUUCUUUUAUGUCAGGAUUCAUCUCAAAACUAUGAUACAUCAAGUUUUGUGUGUUGAAGAUGUUGGGGUGAAAUUUAAAAAAAAAUAAUAAUAAUUAUCCUAAAAGUAUCAUCCAUUAGGCUUCCGACCAUCCUUUCGCCUACCACUUUCGUUGCCGCCCCCCCCCCCAAAACACUGCAUUUAAAAGUGAUAGUUAAUUUUUUGCCACAUCACAACUUUGUGCCCCUAAAAUAUCCGAGGCCCCUUGAAGUUACGAUAAAUUCCCUCUUGCUGCCCAAGUUUUACAAACUAAGCUACAUUGAUGACAGGUUGCAGUUAGUGGCUCCCCUUACCCACGUAUUUUGGAUAUGCCCAAGUGAGCUGAAACAGGUUUACGUCUAAUUUUACGACAUCCACUGAAUAACUCCACGCAUAGCCUACAUGUAGCACUAACACAUUUUUGCUGCUACUAAUGAUGUGUAGACUCUGUAUCCUGACAAACGUUUCCAAUGACAGCGAGCAUAUGAUUAAGUAGUUACAAAGCAACUGAUAUAAUUUAACCCGUGCCAUCUAAUGAACCUAGCUGCAAGUUCUUCAGAGAAAACACUGAUCAAACCAAGCCUUUUCAUGUUUAAAAGAAAGAAAGAAAGAAAGAAAGAAAGAAAGAAGAAAGAAAGAAAGAAAGAAAGAAAGAAAGAAGAAAGAAAGAAAGAAAGAAAGAAGAAAGAAAGAAGAAAGAAGAAAGAAAGAAGAAAGAAAGAAAGAAAGAAAGAAGAAAGAAAGAAAGAAAGAAAGAAAGAAAGAAGAAAGAAAGAAGAAAGAAAGAAAGAAGAAAGAAAGAUGAAAGAAAGAAGAAAGAAAGAAAGAAAGAAAGAAAGAAAGAAAGAAAGAAAGAAAGAAGAAAGAAAGAAGAAAGAAAGAAAGUAAGAAAGAAAGAAGAAAGAAAGAAGAAAGAAAGAAAGAAAGAAAGAAAGAAAGAAAGAAGAAAGAAAGAAAGAAAGAAAGAAGAAAGAAAGAAGAAAGAAAGAAAGAAAGAAAGAAGAAAGAAAGAAAGAAAGAAAAAAAGAAGAAAGAAAGUAAGAAAGAAAGAAGAAAGAAAGAAGAAAGAAAAAAAGAAAGAAAGAAAGAAAGAAAGAAAGAAGAAAGAAAGAAAGAAAGAAAGAAAGAAGAAAGAAAGAAAGAAAGAAGAAAGAAAGAAAGAAGAAAGAAAGAAAGAAAGAAAGAAGAAAGAAAGAAAGAAAGAAAGAAAGAAAGAAAGAAAGAAAGAAGAAAGAAAGUAAGAAAGAAAGAAGAAAGAAAGAAGAAAGAAAAAAAGAAAGAAAGAAAGAAGAAAUAAAGAAAGAAAGAAGAAAGAAAGAAGAAAGAAAGAAAGAAAGAAAGAAAGAAGAAAGAAAGAAAGAAAGAAAGAAAGAAGAAAGAAAGAAAGAAAAAAAGAAAGAAAGUGCCGGUGUUCACAUUUUGUAUUAAGGGUCCAUAAUGACGUAACGCAUAAUCCAUAAAAAAGGUGUAGGCCUAUGUACGUCGUCGUGCCCCCCCCCCCCCAAAGCGCUGGAUAACCAAAUGCGCGCUUAAACUUGAAGGAGUUAGAUCAACAUAUUGACUAUUGGCAUAUUUUGAGAAAAAAAGGUGGGGGGGGUAAGUUCUUUUAAAUAUUUAUUUUCACUAAAAAAAGAAAGAAAAAAAAAAAAAAAGUGGCGGUGUUCACAUUUUGUAUUAAGGGUCCAUAAUGACGUAACGCAAAAUCCAUAAAAAAAGUGUAGGCCUAUGUACGUCGUCGUGCCCCCCCCCCCCCAAAGCGCUGGAUAACCAAAUGCGCGCUUAAACUUGCAGGAGUUAGAUCAACAUAUUGACUAUUGGCAUAUUUUGAGAACAAAAGGUGUGGGGGGUAAAUUCUUUUAAAUAUUUAUUUUCACUAACCUGCUUAUUACUGCCACUUUGUUUUAUCAUGUUUAUAUUCCGGGGUUCGCCAAGAUAAGCUAAUGCUAUGAUGACGAAAAUGUCAAUAAUAUAAUAUGAGAGAUGUUAGAAAAAAUAACCUUUACCUUAAACAAAAUAAUAUCUAUAGGACUGCCUAUUAUAUUAUACAGGCCUACUGCUAUAUAAAUUAUAUAACACUUAAAUAAACCCGACACAAAACGUUGAUAGAUCUAAUUAAGUUUUAGCACGAUUCUUUGACCUUAUUUUAUGUUUGAAAUUCCAGAAAAUUUUAAACAACUUUCACCCGUUUGAUAUUUAGAUCUGGUAAAUAUUAAUUAAAUUUAAUUUACCAUCAGGAAUCAGGACCAUCGUGAUGGGAAAUGUUCAAAAUGACAUUUAAAAAUAUGGAAUUGAAAGGGUAGAUGGGAGUGCGUCGCCAUGAGACUUUUUAAAUAAAAUUGACCUGGUCACUUUGAAAGUUAAAGUAGGUUUUAGGCUAUAUAUCAAAUAUAUUUUAUAAAAUGCAGUCACUAUUAGUCAAAUUUGGGAAAUAAUUUUGAAACCGGUCAAGCUAUAGUGAUCUACUUUGGGAAAUUCAAACUUAAUUUGUUAAAAUUCAACAAGUGACAUAUUAUUUUCAGAAUGAAGCAAGCAGUAACUUGUUAAGUGUAUUAUUACAGAUAUUUUUGGCCCUUUAUUAUUUUUGUAUGUUUAAUGUUGGUCUUAGAAUAAUAUGAAUGACUGUUUUGAAAUAAGAAACACAUAUUUCGACUGUUUCUUCUUAGAGAAAUAUUAAGAUCGACUGUCUCAGUAAUUAAUUUUCAAUAGUUUUUGAAAAGGUUUUAAAAUCAGAAUCUGAAGCCCCAUCAUGAAAGUGGACUAUAAAAUGACAAUUCACCGACGGCGGCAAAUGACACUGACCAAUGGCCAUACAAAAAUUUUAUUUCAGAAAAAUGUCAAUUUAGCCUCUUUAUUUGCCAGUCAAUUCCAGCUUCUGUGGCCAUACCACUGUGUGAUGUCUCUGACCGACUUGGUGUACAGCCUGGCAUGUCAUAUUUUGCUUUGUUGGGUAACUGGCAAAGAGUGGAUAAAAAUAAGUAA